AUGAUGGGCAUUUGGUGGUACAAGCGAGUAUUCCGAGGCCUGGACGGGCGGGAGGCGCCCCCCGUCGCCUGCGAGCUGUACCUGGGGCGGAAGCCGCCCUGCUCCGGAGGCGUGAUGGCGCUGGACGGCACCUCGGGGACUGUCGCCUGGCGCCACUGGACCGAGCACUCGGUCUACUCCGUGGACUGCGGGGCCGACCUGACGGCGGACGGCGUCCCGGACUGCGUGGCCGCCGGCCGCGGCGGGGUGUUCCUGGCGGUGAACGGCCAUGAUGGCAGCAGCGUGUGGGAGCUGGCGGGGGACAGCGGGCCGGGGGGCAGCCCCCCGGUGGACGUGUACGCCCCCCGCUUCGUCCGAGACGUGGACGGCGACGGAGUCCUGGACAUCCUGGCCGCCCGCACCCGGCUGCUCCGCCCGGAGACGGGCGCGGAGGGCGUGCUGGCGGGGGAGCUGGCGCUGGUGAGCGGGGCGCGCGGCGCCGUGCUGUGGCGGGCGCGGCUGCCCGGCGGGGAGCAGGCCUACCACAGCCCGCAGCUGCUGGUGCACCCCGACGGGGAGGAGCUGGUGGUGUUCGGGACGGGCGGCCAGGCCAGCACGGGCGGCCUCUACGUCGUCCCCUUCGCCCGCCUCGACGCCAUGCAGGAGGUGAAGGUCCUGUACCGGAGCGAGCACCAGGGGGUCGUCUCCCCGCCCGUGCUCGCCGACCUCAACGGGGACGGCUCCGAGGACAUCGUGGUGGCCGCGUUCAACUCGUCCGUGCUGGCCUUCGAUGGACUCACCUUCGCGCCUCUCUGGAACUUCAGUUUCCCCAUGUCGGAAUCCUUCAGUCCACCGACCCCUGGCUACUUCAACGACGAUGACAUCCCUGAUUUCUUGGUGCAGUACAACACCGGUCCUGGCUUUCCCAUGUACUACUUUUCUCAGACGACCGUGCUGGACGGGCGGACGGGAGCCCCCCUGCUAGACGUGCCGGUGGUCCACACGCUCGGCGGCCAGGCGCCGGCCGUGACCGUGGGCACGGCGGCGCCGGGCAGCGACUUCCUGCUGUACUGGGCGGCCGACUGCGCGGGCAGCGAGGGGGCGGCCGAGCCGUUCAGCUUCGUGCCAGGCAGCUCCGUGCGAGCCCAGAACAGUGCCGACCUGUGUCGCCAGCGCUUCAACACCAGCACGGUCAGCAGGCUGUACGCGCUGAGUCAGCACGCCGGCCCUCCGGGCGUUGUCCUGUACUCCUCCGACGACAGGAGCGCCCUGGAGCACAGCCAGGCGGGGAACGCCUCUCGCGAGGUCCAGCAGUUCCUGGCCUCGCACCCAGAGCUACAGGAGGCGUACGGCGCGGAGGCUCAUGCUGAGGAUGGCCCCAGUAGCUUCCGCCACAAGGACGGGGGCCCGCUCCUGGAGGUGGGCAAGCGGCCCAGCCACGGCUGGCCCCGGGGGGAUGGCGCGUGGGAUGCCCCGGACUACGAGCUGCCCUACGAGCCGGCCGGCGACGACCAGUACGGCGGCCGGCGCUUCAAGAGGAGCCGGGGGCCGGGGUCCCCGGCUGGGAUCCCUCGCCUCACCAGCACAGGGGUGUUGGUGGCGCCCCUGGAAGCUGCAGCGAGGAACGACAGCGUGGACAUCACGUUCGUCACGUACUGGGUCCCGCCCUCGGCUGAGGCCCAGGUGCUGUCCCCGGCCGCGAAGAAGUGCAUCGAGGAGAAACAGUCGCAAGCCGCAGGCCCGGACUGCGCGGGCGCGACGGCCCCCGGGGACAGGGACGGCGGGCUGCUGGUGCACAUGGGGCAGGCGACCGUCUACAGGCUGCGCCUCUCCUGCCCCGGCGGCCGUGCCGGCGUGCUGCCCCUGGAGCGCCAGGGCUGGCCGGCGUACCAGGGCCGCGGCGGGCGCGGGGCGUUCCUCCCCAGGCGCCUGAACCACUGAGCCACUGAGGCGGUGCGUCGCCCACGCGUGUCUGUGCUGCUGUUCCGCCAUUAAACACUUUCAGCUGUGGCGGAGAGCUUGUCGUGUUUUCCUCUUGACGCUUUCAACACCGGAAGCCUACAACUCACGUAGUUUCGGUUCCCUACCACGUUCGUGCAACUUCGGAUUUCUCUCAAAAAUUGAAAUUAAAAAAAUCGAAGGGUUAGGUCAGUCACAACAUGCUUGUUUUCAUUGGAAACUUCUGAUUUAGCGGCUGAAGUGGCGUUAAUACCAAAACGCAAAACUUCGGAAAUCUUCGGAAAUUCUUGCAGGGAACCGAAACUAUGUGAGUUGUAGGCUAAAAUCAUGGCAACUGUUCCUGACAACUGAAAACUUCAAAUUUACCCAGCAUCAAGUCGUGCCUAGGUGGCCAUCUUGAUGCAGACUGCUUUUUAUUUUUUUGGUGGGGAGGGGAAAUCGCAGAAAGUUUUGACCACAUCCUAACAGCCCUGCACAUAUAAAAAUACCUUAUUGUGGCCAAACUCCAAAGCACAAACUAAUAAGAAGCACCGUAUUUACUCGCAUAUAGGUCGGAGCAAUUUUACCAGAUUUGAUGGGAAAAAAAUGAAGUGCGACCUAUAUGUGAAGAAAAUUUUUUUAAAAAUUCUUGAGGAAUUUUUUUUUGCAAUAUUUUGUUUUAAAAUGCGAAAACGUUUAUAUAGGUAUAGGCAAAUUUAUUUACAAUGUACACAUGCGAAACCCCUUAUUUACGUUACCGUUAUUUACGUUUUCCCGUUAUUUGCACUAUAUUCUUCAGGUCCUGUUUAGUUCCCAUUUAGUCCAAUAAAAUACUUUCAUGCAAAUUACGUCUCUAAAAUUGAAUCCAUCCCGCUAUUUACAUCACGUAACAACCAUAAACAACCAGAAAAUACCGUGGGUACUUUAAGAGUAGAUAAGAUUAGCUAGUAGGCCUAAAAACAUUGUGAAAAACGUAACGUUUAUAGUCGGAAAUGAACAUUUUAAAUCACAAAAUAUACGUAUUUUAUAACAUGAAAAGUUGCUUUUAUUUCUAAACAUGUAAUAAUUUAAGCCUAGGUGUGUAAAAGUCCGAGUAAUUAUAGCAGGAGACAAUCUAAAAUGCACGAGGGAAAAACGUAAACUCAUGAAUGUAUAAAUGUGGCUGAUUGUUAAGGUCUGAUACUGUAUUUAUGUCACAACUUAGCCAAAAUACUGGUACGAGACAAACUUCACAAGAUAAAAUGAGAGGAGUCUUGGUAACUGUUUUGGAUGUAUUUUAUAAUUUAGCAAGUAUUGUACAGUUGACGCACGAGUAUUGUACAGUUGACGCAUAUUUUUUAAACUAACCAUUUAUUUCUGGGGAUCGUAAAUAAUUAAUAAUUGGUAUCAAGACAUCAAGAUGAACGUAAACUUGAACAUGUCCCGGCAGUGAGAAAACUGGUGCGUAUACCAAUAAACUGGUAUUAGAACUGGACAAAACUGGUACACGGGAGGUGGAGCUUAUAUUUUUUUCCGCUAAGCUCGCAUCUAUUGGCUGGCUGCUGAUGGAAGGUCACGAGUCUGGGCGGAGUGUUGAAAGUUAUACUGCGCAUGCGCAGCUCAGAGAACAGAGAGAGCCAGCCGGUGGCUACGCCGCGCAGUUACAACAGCUGAACGAGUACAAUGAGCUUCCUCCGUGCACGGCGCGCUAUUGACGGUAAAUUUCCAUCAAUUUGCGGCCCUUUUUUAAAUUUUUUUACUGUGGUGCAAUGCAUAUGUGUAAAAUAGCCCGUAUUUGUUCUGAACGCUGCAGAAUGAGACUGUAUUUUAAUUAACUUUAAUGUAUUUCUUACUUUUCUCUUUAUUUACACUUUCCCGCUUUUAACACUUUUUUACUUUGUCCCCAUGAAAAGUGCAAAUAAGGGGUUUUGCUGUAGUUAAUUAACCAAGCGAAUUUUCAUAACAAGAAAUCAAACACACAAAAAUGGUAAACGAAGGGCGAUGUUGCACCCGGAUGGCAAACAAGUAGAAAAAGGGAAGGGGAGAAACAAUGGUUUCCCCAGCCACUAUCUUAUCUGUGUCGGGAACUUCCUCACGCGUCAGACCAAUCGCACGUUUAAAACGAAAACCGGUGUAGAUAUAAAAAAUCAUAACAGGCCUUUUUUAUUCGUAAUUAAAUUUACUACAACUUUUAUUCUGUGCAUUUUUUUUUCAAUACAAGCACUGUUUUUGAGUUAUAGUCUACAAUUAAAACAUUUUAAGAAGUCAGGAAUCUAACUUGAUUUCAAUUUUCUAUAUUCGGUUAUUACGAUUACUUGUUGUUACAACAAUUUAUCAUGCCAUUAUCAGCUCUCGUAGUAGCGGAGUUUCACAGUACCCAUUAACUCUUUCGUGCACGGCGCGCCGGCCGUUCGCGUCAUUAAAUUACCGGUGCGACCUAUAUGGGGGGAAUCUUAAAUACCAAAUUCAAGACCUCAAAUUAUGGGUGCGACCUAUAUGCGAGUAAAUACGGUAUCUUAAUGUUACUAACAGUAACUAUGCAGUUAUUAAUGUGGCAUACUAAAUUUUUUUAUAAUUUUGAAGUGAACUUCUUUACAGCCAGGAUGAUUACAAAAGUGAUUCUUAGAAAGCAAUGAUCAGGAUAACUCACUGGCUGAGUGGGGAGAUCGAUGGCACACUUGCAUAUUCUUAUACUUCUAUCAGUGAAGUUUCCCUUAUAAUGUGCAUGGUAGUGGCCAUGCAAUCAUGUUUUUUCAUCAGUUAAUUUAUUUUCAAUCCUUCAUAUUAGCAUGCUGCAUACAGUAAUCACCAGAAUAUAAUGCAAUUUAUUUGACCAAAACUGCUAAGCCAAAAAUUAAGAAUCAUAAUGGCAAACAUGUAUCUUGCAGCUGGAAGAUGUGAAUUUACAGUAAUGGGAACAGCUUAGUUGAAAAACAACAUGCCCUGGCUUCGAACUGCGUCACGUAAGCAACUUUAGACAGCUAGUAAUUACUCCUUCCUAAACCUCCGCUUAGUUGAAAAAACUACAUGAUCUGCUUGUGAACUGUGUCCACUUAUGCCACUAUGGUCCACUCUUGUUCAUGGCUUUCUGGGGGGGGGGGGGGGGGGGUGUCUGCAAGCGUGGCAGAUGACAUUUUGGAAUGCGACUGCUACCACUGCACACCCCUCCCCUCCAAUCCCCUCCACACACCUUUCAUGGAGUGACCAUGUAUCACAGCAUUCUUUGCUCUCUGACAAAUGGCUUAUGAACUACAGCCAUACAAACAGCUGAUAAAUAGUGUGUGUGAAUUGUGAUUUUUACCCCAUUAAGUAUUUUUCAUAAAUUCAUAAUCAAGAAGUUUGGAAUCACAUUAUAUUCAACAGUCAUGAUAUUUUCGGUUAAAUAUGGUACGUAGCAGAAAUACUUCAAAAUUUGUGGUCAUUCAUAUAUAAAAAAAAAUCUGAAUGGUGUGCAGUGCAAACUAAUGACUUUAAGAUAAAGAAACAUUGCCGCCAAUAUAAUGUACAAGUGCCGAUGUGUUCUUACUUAGUAUUAAGCGUUAGAACCAUCGCGAAAGUGUUGAUAAGAUGAGAACAUAGGACACACAUUCGAGCAUCGAAGAGUCACUUUUGUGACAGCCUAAUUCUAUUUAUCAAUUUAACAAACCACCUGAAGUGAGAAAAGCUGAGUGUAACUUGGCCAAAAAGAUAGAUGAGGAGUUUAGUGUUAGACUUGCGUAUGCAAAAAUUAAAUGUAUAGAACUGUGCUAAGAAAGUACACAGAGAUGAAAAUCUUUGAGAGGGAAAGAGUGAGUGUGUGUGUGUGUGUUUAAUAGAAAUAUAAAGAAUGUAAAGUGUAUGCUGUAACACACAUAAAUUGGAAAUCUGAUUUCUGAUAAUUAUCCAAUGCAAGUGUUGACCAGUUUAAAAAUUUUUCACCUAAACUAUAUCACACACUCAUUCAACAGUGAAAAGUCUUCAAGCUGGCAUUUUAUUAAUUGGCACAUUCUGUAAUUUAUAGCGACAAGAUUAUAUGGUGAAUUGUGGAAAAACCGAAAUAACACAGAAAAGCAACCAAUUAACACCAAAAUGCAAUUAAAAUCAUGAAACUAAAA
This is a messenger RNA of Bacillus rossius redtenbacheri, 5990 nucleotides long. RefSeq lists its product as uncharacterized. The transcript has 11 exons. The coding region runs from base 1 to 1920 and encodes 639 amino acids. Lineage: Eukaryota; Metazoa; Arthropoda; Insecta; Phasmatodea; Bacillidae. The record is from RefSeq and is a predicted model, not a curated record. Gene Ontology annotation, molecular function: protein binding.